GCAAAUGCAAAAAACGAGGAGAUGGUUUGAAGCUGGAGAAUGACCCUCAGGAGGCAGAGUCGGAAAUGGCUCUGGAUGCAGAGUUCCUGGAUGUCUAUAAGAACUGCAAUGGUGUAGUGAUGAUGUUUGACAUCACCAAGCAGUGGACAUUUAACUACAUCCUGAGGGAGCUCCCUAAAGUGCCCACCCACGUUCCAGUGUGUGUGCUUGGGAAUUACCGGGACAUGGGGGAGCACCGUGUCAUCCUGCCUGGGGACGUGCGUGACCUCAUCGACAACCUCAACAGGCCUCCUGGCUCUUCCUAUUUCCGCUAUGCUGAGUCUUCCAUGAAGAACAGCUUUGGCCUCAAGUACCUGCACAAGUUCUUCAACAUCCCCUUCUUGCAGCUGCAGAGGGAGACGUUGCUGCGGCAGCUGGAGACAAACCAGUUGGAUAUUGAUGCGACCCUGGAGGAGCUCUCGGUGCAGCAGGAGACUGAAGACCAAAACUACGAACU
Messenger RNA from Acanthisitta chloris (rifleman), 496 nucleotides. RefSeq names its product rab-like protein 6. The record is from RefSeq and is a predicted model, not a curated record. Gene Ontology annotation, cellular component: cytosol; nucleus. Gene Ontology annotation, molecular function: GTP binding; GTPase activity. The annotation marks the transcript as partial. The transcript is spliced from 5 exons. NCBI's taxonomy places the organism in Eukaryota, Metazoa, Chordata, Aves, Passeriformes, Acanthisittidae.